CCUGAAAUCGCGAACCGUCUCCACUUUCUGGCGCGAACGACGCUCGCUCGCUGCUAUGCCGGUGAAAUGGUACCCAAGAAAACCUCGCCGACCUCUCCUGUCGCUAUCCGAGGUACUCAAGAAUCCCUAACAAUGGUUCUUCCCCGCAGGUUGAUGAACUGGCUGCCGAAAUAUGGCUCUGAGAUUACCAAUCCGCUACUGGCGGAGGUUAUCCUGUGCUUGGAGGGCUUCGGCAGCAUCACCAAAGUUGGGAACUGGCUGCACCGGAUCACUAUCUACCGUGCCAUCGACCGUAAAGGCGCAUAUGUCUCCGAUGCCAGCGCCUCGUCCAGAAACCUAGGUCACAAAUUUUUGGGCAUCGCCUUCCAUGAUCACCCCUCGGUCUACUUCUUCGUCAUCCCACUCCCACGCCACUUGACCGUUCUCGAGGCGGACGCAAACAUCCAAAUCCUCAUGAGCCAACUCGGAUCGUUCAAGCAUUCGAGUGUCAGAUACUUCCAGGGUUUCCAGUAUCGACUAGGAGACUUUCAGCUGAAGGUGGGUAAAUGUUUUCGAUCAGCGCCUGAAAAUUUCAGGGGUAUUGUUUUGGAGAUAGAGUACCUUCCUCUAUCAUCGAUGGAGGUUUGCAGGCCAAUCAUGAAAGAAUUCUUUGGAAUAUUGCAAGAAGAAUUCUCCAAGAUGUCUGUGCCAGGCCAUUUGAUUAACAUUGAGGCGCACUUUGAGCGCUUUGGUCUCCAGGAUUACUAUACUGCUCAGCACACUGCUCUUCAGUAUUCGGCAUGCCUAUUUCAACUCGGGGUCGCCUUACGUGGUGGAAAGAAACACGAUCUGAUUAUUUCGGACUGCUUGCUUCGAAGAUCAUAGCUUAGAUACUUCCAUCAAAUUGAUUCAUUGAUUUUUGUUUUCCUUAUUAGUUUUAAAUUGGAGUGAUACGAUGCAUGUUAGCAUUGAUUUUCUUUUGAGUUUUCAAUUGUUUGAAAGCUUGCAAUUAUCAAAGUCAAUAAAGUAUAA
This is a messenger RNA of Zingiber officinale, 1011 nucleotides long. RefSeq names its product mediator of RNA polymerase II transcription subunit 20a-like. Gene Ontology annotation, cellular component: mediator complex. Gene Ontology annotation, biological process: regulation of transcription by RNA polymerase II. The coding region runs from base 67 to 864 and encodes 265 amino acids. Lineage: Eukaryota; Viridiplantae; Streptophyta; Magnoliopsida; Zingiberales; Zingiberaceae. The transcript is spliced from 3 exons. The record is from RefSeq and is a predicted model, not a curated record. Gene Ontology annotation, molecular function: transcription coactivator activity.